GAAACCCGUUGCUGUGGAAACGGCACGCUUGUUGGUGUGUACUAGUUCGUUCACAUUGUUUUAGAGGUCAGACCCGCGCUGGAUAAUUAUAAUAAUUCAUAACUUAGUUUAUUACAAAAAAACAAUUAUUUAGUGAACUCGUAACCAGCAGAACAGAGAGAGAGAGAGAAGGUAAGGACUGUUUUCCGGGAGCUGAACCCCCUGUGCGAGCCGCCGGUCAUGAGCAGUCUGCAGUGUGUCGGGACGUCCUCGAAAGUCCCAUCAAAGGAUGCAGAAGCUGAAAAACCAGGACUCCUCAGCUCCAGUGAUGCACCAGCAAAUAAAUCAGUCCCAACCAAAACACAGGCUCAGAAACCCAAACCGAGCACGUGGUCACAGGGACAACAGCCAUCAGAGAUCACUGAGAGAAGACGUGACACAGGAAAUGUGGGCAGGGUCACGCUGGAUCCAGAGCUUGUCUCAGAGCUGGAGAGCAGCUUUAAAAAGACCAACAUCAACCACACGAUAUCAAGGAGCGAGAAGCAGGCUGGUUUACAGGCUCCAGCACCAGCAGACAUGAUGAUGCACAGACAAAUAAGAUCACCAAAACACUCUGCUCCUGGUGGUACAGAAGAGAAAACUGGAAGUUCAGAGUGUGUGCAUGAACCUGUAGUCCAGGUGCCUCAAAACGUGCCAGUACCAAAGUGUGGAACUGGCCAAAGCCAAAACGAGGCAAGAAGCAAUUAUGAAGAAGAGUAUGAAGAAGAGGAAACUGCUGAUUUCCACGCUCCCAUCGAGCUGCUUGCAGAGUUCCUAAAGGCGGUAAUGGAAAAGAAGUACACACUCGCCCAGAAACUCUGCCAAAUGAUUCUUAUUUAUGAACCAGACAACCCCGAGGCCAAAAGCUUUCUCCCUCUAAUUGAAGAGAGACUACUGAUAGAAGAAGCACAGGAAGGCCUAAGCAGUGAUGAAAACACGUCUGAUGAUGAUGAUGAUGAAGAAGAAAGCAGCAGUGGAAGUGAAGAUGAUGAUGAUGAUACAGACACAGGUACUGAUUCUGAUGGAGAGAACAUCUGCUCAUCAUCUGACACGGAGGAGGAUAGCCAGCGAUGAAGAGCAUCUUCUCAGCAUCUUUCCAAACCAGUUGCAGCUCUUCCUUUUUUUUUUUUUUACUGGAUUUUGCUGCACAUGUGAGAUUAAUGCAUGUCCAGUGCUGCUUCUUUCGAUUUGAGAAUGACUUUAUUACAUUAUAUCCUUUCUAUUUUAACAUUUCUCUUAGCUGUUUGAGUACAAAUACAUUUAUAUAUAUAUAUAUAUAUAUAUGGCUUUAAUCCUUUUUAAAUCAAACAGCAACCAAAUAAAUUACAUUUUUUUUAUAUAUAUACGUAUAUACAAUAUUGUUUUUUUUUUUUUAUAGAAAUGCUAACAUCAGGGCCCUUAUUAAUGUUCACUUGAAGUGGAUAAUUUAGGAAACAUAAAUAUUUUGUUCCUUGUAAAAAAAGGUUUUAGUAGUGCUGUGAGUGCUAAGCAGUGGCAGACCAUGAGUUUUACACCUUCAGUGGUGUCCUACCUGAAAAAAUCCACUUCUAAAUACCAUCAUUAUGACACCCUGGCUAUACAAACUAUCAAUAUUAGAGAGAAACACAGUAUAACUGAGCACCGAAUCACACACAGGAUCUCAUACAGUGAGAAUAAAUGUUAUUACUAAAGCAAGAAAACCAACAAACACAAUUCAACACGUCUCCUUUCACUGUAGCCACAACUGCACCUCCCACAUACAUCAUCUCUAACAGAAGCAUCGAUAUUCACCUUAUCAAAUCACCUCGGGGCUUCCGUGCAUUUUUUCAGUGCAUUACGCUUUUCCUGGGGAUUUAAAAUGUGUUUUUUUUUGCAAAUUUCAUCAGGAACGAAAACACAAAAGUUUAAAAGGUUCAUAAAAAGCAUUUGAACUUUUGAACUAUUUUGGUCGACCUCACAAUGUCCAGCUUUUCUUGAAAAGUUCAUCUUGUAAAUGUCCUUGUAAGUGUAUCUGCAAUUAAAUCAAAUCAAAGCAAA
Messenger RNA from Silurus meridionalis, 2034 nucleotides. It is a transcript of the gene erich2, whose product is annotated as glutamate-rich 2. The record is from RefSeq and is a predicted model, not a curated record. Bases 220 to 1092 code for a protein of 290 amino acids. NCBI's taxonomy places the organism in Eukaryota, Metazoa, Chordata, Actinopteri, Siluriformes, Siluridae. The transcript is spliced from 11 exons.